UAUGAUAAAACAGUUUAUUGAGACUGAUGAAUGAAAUGAAAGGGAGUUUAACGUCCUACUGUUCUGCUCCUAACUAGGCUAAUGAAGACGGGCAAACGCCAUACAGUGUGCUAUGAGAGAAAUUUUGCCUGGACAAGGAUCUAUUACGUGCAUGCCAAUGUGUACACGGGACCUCGGUUAGUUUGAUAAGACAGGUGUGGUCGCCACCGCCUGGACGAUCGAGUAAUAUAGAUAAGCGGAAGUUAUAUUCAUUUCCAGCGAAAAUGAAAGUGAAAGUAGACUAUUCUCUGUACCAGUAGAGAUUCUCGGUAACGUUCAUAGUAUUUAUAUUGAACAUUUAUACAAUUUAGUGUAAAAUAUUAUUCUGUGUCGGGAUGAUAUAGACUGAAAGUAGAGGAUAUAAACACCAUACAGCCAGCAGUGUGAGAACGAAAUGAAGUCAUGCUUUUUACAGCUAUCAACAAGGUGAUCAUUUAUGGGGAUAGACUGUCUGUAACAAAUGUUUGUAUGGAAAGAUAAGGGGCUGAAUAUUUGAUAUUGUCAGAACAUUUUACGGGAUAAUAACUUGAUAAAUAUUCUGUCUUAGCUUAUUUUAAUAAAACAUAAUGGCUGAACAGACAGAUCGUGAAGUAUGCAGUAUUUGUUUAAAUGACUUUCAUGAACCUAAAAUUAUCGACUGUCAACAUUCUUUCUGCUACAACUGUCUAGAAGAUUACGUUCACAGAACAUCAACUAAUGGCCAGUUUCUUUGUCCAGUUUGUCGGCAGAAUAUUAUUGUUCCUUUAGGUGGUGUGAAUGAAUUUUCAUCUAAGCAGCAAAUGGAGAAUGCCUCAACUCGACAGAUUCAACAAUGUGAUGUGUGUUUAAAUAUUCAAGCAACAUGUCGAUGUCGCGACUGUCAACAACAUUUAUGUGAGUCAUGUAAAUCAACGCAUGAUAAGUUGGCUGUUUGUAAAGGACACGUCGUUGUCAAGAUAGAUGGAAUUUCCGAACAAGGAUUAAAGGAAAUUACCACUGAGAAACCAGUUUCUGAUUUGAAAGAAGAUAUAUCUGAGAAUUCAAGAGGCGCACCCGUACACCCCGCCGAUUUCUGUCCAAAUCACCCGAAAAAGAAAACAAAAACCUACUGUAAAGAUUGUUUGGUGGCGGUCUGCUUUAAAUGCUUUCUCAAGGACCACAACGGACAUACAUAUCUGGAUCUACAAGAAGAUGAUGUGCGAGAACAAAUCAGAGACGAACUAAAAACAUUAAAAGUAGAAAUAGAAGAACAUAUCAACAAACUUCAAAAUCAUUCAACAUCUUUACAAAGUAAAUCAUCUGAAGUGGAAAAAGCGGCCAAAACAGCCCGUAGGAAUGUUGAUACGCAUGUCAGAAAAAUUUGUGCUAAAAUUCACGAAAUUGGAGAAAACAUAAAAGACGAAAUCCAAAAAACCUGCAACGAUGAAAAUGAAAAAUUCACAAAGCUGAUGACAGACAUUAAAGGUUUAACUGAAGAUUUGCAAUCUGGUGUCAAACUUUCCACCAGUAUUCUAGAAGAUACCUCAAUUGUUCAAGUUUUGGAGAGAUUGCCAAAUGUGCGCCAGGAAGCAGACGAAUGCCGUUCCAGAAAUUUUAAUAUCCCGGAUGUGAUGUAUCCAUCUUUUAAAGGAACGGAGAUAAAUGAGAGAGUUCUACGAGAACAACUCGGUGAAGUAGAUAUACACCAUGAAACAAGAUUUAUUAACACAUUUAAUAUAAAUCAGUUCAAAUCUGAUAAUGAUUUAUAUAGUUCUGUUACAACAUUUCACGGGUUACCGUGGUGUGUCUUGGCACAAAAAAAAGCGUCAGGCGAUCUAGGCUUUUUUCUAUCUUUGAACAAAACACUCCGACUUUCAGAUAUUUUAUCAUGUCAUGUUGAUAUCUCCCUGGAACUGAUCAACCAUAAAGAUGAAAACGGAUCGUUGACAACACACGGUACAGAUAGUUUAAAAGAGUUUCAAGAUAACCGAGGGUGGGGACGUCGCAAUUUUAUUACCUGGGACAUAUUAAUAAACCAAGAAAAUGGUUUUCUAGAUUCCAACAACAAUUUCAACAUACACGUUAUAUUGAAACUAAUGGAUAUUAAAAAGAGACAAACAUUGUUGAAAUAUAAAUAAUUAUAAAUCUACUGUUUAAUUAGCAGAAAUAUAAUACAUGUAUAUAUGUGUAUCAAUACUAACUAGAUUGUGUUGAUUUUAUUUUUUUAGACCAGGAACUUGACAUGUUUUGGAUAUGAGUUCUCCUGAAUUAAUAUAUUAUAGAUGAAUAUAGCCUAUAUUUGUUUAUGUAGAAAAACAAAAGUCAAGUAAAAUCUAAUCAAUAAAUCUAAAAUAAUUUGUUAUAAAAUACGAUAUUAUCAGUCUCCAUGUUUGGUUAGUGUUUAUCUAUAGUGUGGUCAGAUAAACUUUCAUCAUUUUCAAACUAAGGGUCCACUUGAUUUAGUUAUAGUUAUAAAAUGGCCAUUUCAAAUAUUAUAGACUACAAGUGGUAGACUAACGCCACCUGGCCUAUGUUACUCCCCGGUCCAAGUUACCCCUAUACCCGAAAUUUCAGACUCGGGGCUGAUGUAGUGUAGCCACCAAACCCGAACAGACUGUUAAACAGACAGACAGACAACCGACAGUCACAAAUAUUAGUAUAGAUUACCUAAAUAGCGCUUAUAGUUUUAAUCUGAUAUCUACAAUAAAACUGUUCAGUCCUUGUGAUAUCUCAAUUUUAAACAAACAUUAUACAAGAGCUAAAUCUGUCCAUUGCAGGUCUUUCUUUAGGCCUAAAUGUUAUCUAUAUUAUUAAUUAGACAUUAAUUAAUUUAUCCAGAACAUAAUCAACUCUUGAUGUCAUCCCUAGCCUGCGAUAUUUACUGGAUUAGUAUCCUAUUUGCUGCUCAACUGUCAUUCAUGAUUAAAUCAUGAAAUGGAUAAUCGAGACUAUGUUUUUUUUUUUUUUAUCAUACGGACUUCAGUAAUGAUGAUCGAGGCUAGGCCGAAAAUUUAAUCGCUAAAUUCUCGGUUCAGAGUGGAUCAAUUUUACUGAAAUUAUCAGCAAAUUGCCUUUACAGUAUCUAGUUUUUAACUAUUAUAGUGAGAACUACCAGCUCUUUAUCUAAUCUCCCAUAAUGUAUCUUUAAUAAGAAAAAUGCCGAUUGGUAUUUGGCUGUGUUGUCACUUUAACGUGAUGUAUUUAAAAUAAUAAUUAAUAUUUGUGUGUAUUUCUGAUAUCUGCCACUUGUUGAAAUUAUAACAGAUUAAGCUGAUUUCCUUUUCCUUGACAUAGACUGUUGAUUUUAAGGCUCUGUGAACUUUUUUUCACAAGUCGUGAACGCGAAUGUCUGAGAAUGGCUCGGUAAUUAAACCCAGUUGUUAUUGAUCGGAAUAAUGAUGAAUUCUAUUUAAUCAGCUAAACGUAGAAGCGUGAUAAUAAUAUUGCAAAUACGUAAAUGUUUAUUUAUUCAUAUUGGCUGGAAUAAUGGUGAAUUCCAUGGUAAUAAAUUGCAAAUAAAUGUUUAUUCUUGUCGAUUGUUAUGCUUAUAUUUGUCUAUGAAACAUGUAGGAGUAGGUUGGGUCACGAGCAAUUCUCAGCACUGGGGCAACUGUGAACCGCGGUUGCUCAGUUAAUGAGACUUGUUCACUAACCAGAGAGAGAAAUGGGGUUUAACGUCCACUCGACACAAACUAGGUCAUUUCGGGACUAACACAUGGUUCAAUUUUAUUUCAAUAAUUCGCCUGCGCGUAGGCUCUUUAGCUGUGGGAGGAAACCGGAGGACCUGGAGAAAACCCACGAAGUCGGACAUGCGACCCUACUCCUUGUCACGUACAACCGGGGAAUCGACACCCCGCCAUGGUUGACCCAAUGACAGACCGUAUGAUACAGUGCAGCACGCACAUGUUAACCAUUCGGCCAUCCAACCCCGCCUGUUCAGACUCGACUAAUGACGACAGACACACCAUUCGAGGGUGCUAAGGUGAAAAUUUUGCCCAGAAAGUCGCACUAUAUAAUGGCCUGCUCUUAUUUUAAAUUCCAACUUUCAUGGGUUCUUUCUUGUGUGCACCCCAACAACUUGACAGUGCCCUUUGCCAGGCCCGCCUGCCUGCACCACUGACAAGGGGGAGCCAUUCUAUAAAAAUAUCAUGAACUGUCUCGACCGACACCUGUGGGCUGGAACACAAGACUUUAUUUGAAUUUAAACAUUCAUUUGUCUAACUUGUGCAGGACUUUUAGAAAUGUUUGAUACCGGGCUUACUCUUUAAAAUUAGUUGUGGGAAUUUUCUAUAUUUAAAAUAAUCAUUGAUCGAUAAAAACCCAUUCAGUAAUUUAUUUUUAAUUUGGGGCUGGUGCAGAAAAAUAGGACAUUAAACCACAUUUUAUUUAAAUUUAAAUUCGAAGCUGAAAAAUAGGUUGUAAAACACAAUUAUAUUUAAAAAUAGAGAUUAGUGCAAAAUCAAAAAAGUAGGACAUUAAACUCCAUUCCAUUUAAAUUUGGGGCUAGUGCAAAAAAGUAGGAUGUUAAAAAACCGCAUUUAAUUAAAUUUGGGGCUAGUGCAAAAAACUAGGAUGUUAAAAAAACGCAUUUAAUUAAAUUUGGGGCUAGUGCAAAAAAGUAGGAUGUUAAAAAACCGCAUUUAAUUAAAUUUGGGGCUAGUGCAAAAAAGUAGGAUGUCGUAAAACCGCCUUUUAUUUAAAUUUGGGGCUAGUGCAGAAGAGUAGGAUGUUAAAGGCCAUUUUAUUUAAAAUGAAGUGAAUCAGUUGGUAAAGAAAGUAUUUAUAUGUUUAUCAUGUGAGAGUUAUUGUUAUAGAUUUAUUUAUAUCAUGACAGGAAAUAAAACAGGUUGUCUAGUAUUAUACUAAUACUAUAUAUACCAUACUUAUACUGACAUAUAUACAUAUUACAUACUCAUGUUGUCACAGGAUUCUAACCACAACUAUAUAUAGAGUCAGUCUGUCCAACUAUAAUAUGUGACAAGGAGUAGGGUCACCUGUCCAACCGCGUGGGAUUCCCUCACACUGCUAACAGAAUUAUUGAAAUAAAAUUAAACCAUAUGUUAGUCUGGAAAUAACCUAGUUUGUGUCAAGUGGACCUUAAACCCUCUCUCUCUCUCUCUCUCUCUCUCUCUCUCUGCAGGUCUAAGGAAAUUUAGUCUUCCAAAUUUUACCACUACAUAUAUUUUAUUAAUAAAAAAAACAUGACGGUGUAGAAUUUCAAUGACAAAUCUAAUAUAUUAUAUUCAAUAAUGUUUACAUUUUAGGAAAUCUUUCAAUUUUCAGUUUUUCUGUUUGUACAGUUUGUAAUUUGAAGCAAGAGAUUUGAAUUGAUUGUUUUAUUGUCUUUAUGUUAUUUUAGAAAAAAAAAAAUAUAAAAUUUUUAAAAUAUGUAAAUUAUAUGAAAUAAUAAAAAGUUUACAAUAUAUUUUAGAAAUAUUUAGAUAGUUUAGUAUAUUGAAUAUAAAACUUGUUUACCAAAAUACUCUAAAUGCCAUUUGGGGAAAAGGAACAGUCUAUAUUUAGUAACUAAGGAAUACCAAAAGGCUCAUAUAAAAGGGAAUUCCCCAUUGGUGUUUACCGUUUUUGGGAAACAAGUUCGUCACAAUUAGUAUGUAGUGAAUAUAGCCUAUAUUUUUUUAUGUAGAAAUAAGAAGUCAAAUAAAAUUAAUCAAUAACCAAAAUUGUAUAUUAAAUAUUAUUAUUUUUUUUUAGAAAAUACAAUAUUUUCAGUUUC
Molecule: messenger RNA, 5731 nt
Organism: Patella vulgata (common limpet)
Lineage: Eukaryota; Metazoa; Mollusca; Gastropoda; Patellidae
Product: E3 ubiquitin-protein ligase TRIM33-like
Exons: 1
Coding region: 606-2135 (509 amino acids)
Molecular function (GO): zinc ion binding; protein binding
Source: RefSeq, a predicted model, not a curated record